This is a messenger RNA of Coprinopsis cinerea okayama7#130, 396 nucleotides long. RefSeq lists its product as hypothetical. Lineage: Eukaryota; Fungi; Basidiomycota; Agaricomycetes; Agaricales; Psathyrellaceae. The coding region runs from base 1 to 396 and encodes 131 amino acids. The transcript has 5 exons. The record is from RefSeq and is a predicted model, not a curated record.
AUGAUUGUUUCGUUGGAAUUGAGAUCUAUCAUGAUUAACAAGGAUCAGACAUCACAUCGCCAACCUUUGACGAUCAUCGUCAAGAUGCCCACCAAGGACUUCAAGGGCGCGCUGGCCGUCAGAGCAGGGGUACUAGUAUCGCGCCAACUUCUCAUGUUCGACAUUGACUCUGACAUUGAAACUGAGACAGCUUUGCUAUGGCGCCUAAACGAGCUCCCUAAAGGAAAGAACGUCGGCGAGUUGGCCACAGUGGAGGUCCGGGCCAUCCCAAUCCGCCGAGGUAACUCCAACACGGCUCCUCGCCCCUCUCGCCAGCGACCAACGCGAGAAUACACCGAACAGGAGCGCUGGUGGACUGGAAGGAGUGGCUUGGAUGGUGAAUUCCUCGGGUGGUAG